Messenger RNA from Gadus macrocephalus (Pacific cod), 1912 nucleotides. RefSeq names its product ADP ribosylation factor like GTPase 3, like 1 (gene arl3l1). Lineage: Eukaryota; Metazoa; Chordata; Actinopteri; Gadiformes; Gadidae. The transcript is spliced from 8 exons. The record is from RefSeq and is a predicted model, not a curated record. Gene Ontology annotation, cellular component: cytoplasm; microtubule cytoskeleton. Gene Ontology annotation, biological process: cilium assembly. Bases 274 to 840 code for a protein of 188 amino acids. Gene Ontology annotation, molecular function: GTPase activity; GTP binding.
UGCUCGCUAACUCCAUCAUCGUAGUGAGGAGAGCAGUUUGUAGCUCAGGUAGACGACAGGACAGAACCCUCACACACACAGCACCCGUGCACCCCGUCCGUCCGUCCUUCAGGGUCCUGUCAGAGUGGGGGGGGGGAGACUUGGCAGUAGGGUUGACUCGGUACCCCCUUGUGUCGUUGUUCCCCCUGCCUGGAGAGCCAGCAUCCCACGGUGGAGGUCCUCCCGGGGAAUGCAGCCGCGGCCCCGCCGGCCCAGCCAGAGACAAAAGCCGCCAUGGGAGAAUCUCAGAAGGGCCUGCUCUCCGUCAUCCAGAAGCUCAAGGGCUCCACCGAGACGGAGCUCAGGAUAGUUCUGCUGGGACUCGACAACGCAGGGAAGACCACUUUACUGAAGAGCCUGGCCUCCGAGGACGUCAACACCAUCACCCCCACACAGGGCUUCAACAUUAAGAGCGUGGCCUCGCAUGGCAUGAAGCUGAACGUGUGGGACAUCGGAGGACAGAGGAAGAUCAGACCCUUCUGGAAGAAGUACCUGGACAACACCGACCUGCUGAUCUACGUGAUAGACAGUGCAGAUAAGAAGCGUUUUGAGGAGACAGGGCUGGAGCUCUCUGAGUUGACGGAGGAAGAGAACCUCAAGGGGGUCCCAGUGCUGGUCUUUGCCAAUAAGCAGGACCUGGCCACCGCCUCCCCGGCCAGUGAGAUCGCCGAGGGGCUCAACCUGCACACGUACCGCGACCGCGAGUGGCAGAUCCAGGCGUGCUCCGCCGUGUCCGGGGAGGGCGUUCAGGAUGGCAUGAACUGGAUUUGCAACAACAUUGUGAAUCAGAAGAAGAAGUGACCCUUCACCCUUCAGCCCUUCACCCUUCAGCCCUUCACCCCUUCACCCUUCAGACUCUUCAGCCCUUCACCCUUCAGACCCUUCAGCCCUUCACCCUUCAGACCCUUCACCCUUCAGACCCUUCACCCUUCAGACUCUUCAGCCCUUCACCCUUCAGACUCUUCAGCCCUUCACCCUUCAGACCCUUCACCCUUCAGACCCUUCACCCUUCAGACCCUUCACCCUUCAGACUCUUCAGCCCUUCAUCCUUCAGACCCUUCAGCCCUUCACCCUUCAGACUCUUCAGCCCUUCACCCUUCAGACUCUUCAGCCCUUCACCCUUCAGACUCUUCAGCCCUUCAUCCUUCAGACUCUUCAGCCCUUCACCCUUCAGACUCUUCAGCCCUUCACCCUUCAGACUCUUCAGCACUUCAGCCUUCAGACUCUUCAGCCCUUCACCCUUCAGACUCUUCAGCCCUUCACCCUUCAGACUCUUCAGCACUUCAUCCUUCAGACAUUGACCAUCAGGCAGUGGCGUAACAUCAUGGUGACAUGCCCCGGUGCAAAUAUUUAUUUUGUGCCCCUGGACAGGACUUCAGGGGGGGGGGGGGACAACGCUUGUUGCGGUGUCCUGCUUACUACGGUGAGGGUUUUGUAUAAUUUGGUUAAUUAAUUAAGGGCGCCACCAGACACAUUUGCCGCCCUACAGGAUUUUUCUUUUUUCUUCCUCCAUGGGCCCCUGACGCCGUCUGGGCCCCGGGCAGUAUAUCAAAUAUCAACCGAUUGCACCGUUGAUAUUUACGCCACUGCCCUCAGGAUUCUUUGAUCUUACCUCUUAAAAUAAUCUCCCCUAAAACAGCCCUGCUCCCAACCAGAAUGAAUUUUUAAUUAAUUAUUCUUUAUCUUUAUACUUUGGUAUUUUCUUGUUUGAACGUUAAAAAAAAAAAUCUUUUAAUUGUAUUUAUUAUAAUGUUAGCUUGCUGAGAUAGACUUGACUUGUUGUUUGUUUGUGGUUGAGAAAGACCUUUUCAAGGGAGUAUAUAAAGUAUGUAUGCUACGUGUGUUAAACAUUAAACUAUUUAGUUGAUGUCGA